Molecule: messenger RNA, 1716 nt
Organism: Myripristis murdjan (pinecone soldierfish)
Lineage: Eukaryota; Metazoa; Chordata; Actinopteri; Holocentriformes; Holocentridae
Exons: 10
Coding region: 286-1716 (476 amino acids)
Cellular component (GO): cytoplasm
Molecular function (GO): glycosyltransferase activity
Source: RefSeq, a predicted model, not a curated record
AGAAAUGAAAAAUUGGCAUUUAUUUGGGAGGAAAAACAACAAAACUGAUUUUUUUAGAUACCGGAUAGACUUAGCUCAGAGAUAGGCUACUCUAAUAACUUUGGAAUGUGUGAAAGUAACUUUUUGCACCAAAGGAUAAAUAACACACCAAACCACCCGAAAAUGACCACUUCUGUAGAAGACUGACUUGGAGACUUUUAAAAGAAUGGACAUCUGCAUGAGAAAUGUUUUCUCAGCAGGUUCUGGGAGUCACACCUAAACCACAUCCUACAGAAAGCAGCCAGUAUGGACGUGAGGGGCCAUCAGCAGCAGCAGCUUAAACUCAGGAGUGUCAAACGAUGGACAUUCUGGAGUCUUUCCAUCGCCAUCAUUUCUCUCGUGCUGCUGCUCUAUAAUAACAGGCCUGCUAAAAGUAAUCAGACCUGGAGUAACUACAAACCGGCCAGCCAGGCUCAAUUCAAAGCAAAACCCAGAAAAACAGCUUGUGGAGCAGUGGGACAAGAUCCACCUGGAGAAAAGGCGCCUCUCCUGCCAGUCCAUGGGACGCACACACUGCUGUUGUCAGCUUACCUGGAGCACCGCACAGAAAACCAAGAGGUCCGUGUCAUUGCUGUGGUGUUGAGAAGUGAGGCGGCUGCUUAUCGCUGCCACCUCUGUUGUGAGGGACAUAACAUCUCCACAUCACUCCACAUCUCUGAGGGCCAUGUUAACAUCCAUAGGGACCACUUUGACUUCCAGUAUGGGACAGCAGACAUCAUGUGCCCUGUUCCCUCAGGGUGCAAGACUCCCUCUGAUGUCACUGUGACCUCUGCUGCUGAAGAUCCAGAUGUGGAUCCUCCAGUGUUUUUGGCGGUGCUGAACCAGAGGACAAGUGACUCCUUCCCUCACAGCUUCACUGUCUGCAUAUCCACCAUGUUUGACUUCACCAACGUGCUGCAGCUGGUCCAGAGUAUGGAAAUGCUGCAGCUUCUGGGGGUGAGCAGAGUGGUCAUCUAUAAGACGAGCUGUGACGCAGACACACAGAGGCUACUGGACUACUACACAGACAAAGGUUUUAUUGAGGUGAUUCCCUGGUCUAUGUCCAAACAUCUGAACGUGUCUAAGAGUUGGAGGCCUGAAAAAGAUCCUGGUGACCUUCACUACUACGGCCAGAUCCCUGCUCUCAAUGACUGUGUCUACAGAUACAUGUACCAGUCCAGAUAUGUGGCAAUGCAUGAUGUGGACGAGCUCAUUCUGCCCCAGUCAGUGGACAGGUGGAAUGACUUGAUGCCCCUGCUGGAGCAGAAAUAUGGUGCUGACAAGUGCUACAUGUUUGAGAACUACAUAUUUCCUCCCACCUUCAAGCUGCCUCCUCCAGUCUCUGAAACUCAUCAUUACCUGCAAGACAAGGAAAACCCCACCUGGCAAGGCAUAUCUGGGGUCAACAUCCUGGACCAUCUGUACCAUGAACCAAACACCAGAGUAGUGCGCGACAACUUCAAGAUCAUUGUCAACCCCAGAGCUGUAAUUGAAACCUCCGUCCACGGACUGUUGAACUCAUAUGAGAGCUGUCUUUGGGUCGACAACAGCUUAGCACGCAUGUACCAUACAAGGGCUCCAAUGAAGACCGGGCUGACACCAGACGAGCUGAUUUAUGACGGCCGACUGCUGGGAUACAGUGCCCGCCUCAUCCAGGCUGUCAACGCUGUGCUCAAAGACUCUGGACUCAUUGUGUGA